AUGGAAACUGGCCCUUCUACAAGUGAAUCUCCGCCUCCUCAAUCCCCAUCAACGAAAAGACCACGCGGAAACGGCUUGGAGGACACCAAAUUCAGACGUCAAACCCCAGCUGAAGUGCUACCUGGAGCACUUGACUCAGUCUCUUCCCUUCCUCACUCACAACGAACCGACCCAGCAAUGGUGGUUGCUCCUCCUCCGGUGUUGGACACUGCCAACCCAACACCGCCAGCCAAUGAAGUGUUAGAAGUCACAGCAGUUGCUACAUUGGUAACUCCUGGGGAAGAAAUAGAUGAGGAAGCCAUUCGUCAACAGGCAGAAAAAGAUGCAGAAGAACGUCUACUAUCCAAUGUAGCCAGGGCAGAAGUUGUAACAACAAAUCCGGACAAAAGAGAUGGCGAGGACGAACAUUCCAACCAACAAAGGCUGAUUCUGUUUGGAAUUGGGUUUUUGCUCCUUGUUGUCGUAGCAGUGGUGCUGGCAGUGUCACUUACACGAAAGGAAGUCAUCAUUACCGUGGAACCCUCUGCAGCACCCACUACUCUUGUGCCAUCUGCAGUUCCCUCCAUGGCACCAUCCUUCUUCACCAAUGACUUUUGCAGAGGAUCACAUGAAAUGCAAGUUAACACAGUUGUAAGAGAUGCUACAUCACGCAACACAUUGGAUGAGAGUGUGGCUACAUGUGGAGAUAUUAGGAGCAAUGGCAGAGGCCAGUGGUUCAACGUGAAAGGAAAUGACGCUUGGUUACGUGUUCAUACCUGUGGUAGUGGUACCAACUAUGAUACACAACUUUCAGUCUACCAGGGAGGAGCAGCCUUUGAUGGGCAUCCUUGUGAUGCUGCAGUCUGCGUCGCUGGCAGCGACCAGUAUGACUUUUGUGGUGAUAAGAGCUAUGUGCAAUGGUUUGGACAGGCUCAUACAGAAUAUCUUGUCCUGGUUCAUGGAUACAGGUUCUACACUGGAGACUUUGAGAUGGAAAUACUGGAAGAAAAAAAUGGACAGUGUGAGGGUGCUUUCAACAUUUCGCAACCCGUGUUUAACGGCCGUGGAAGUUUUGUGAUUGAAAGUUCCAUGCAAGGAGCCGAGCUGUUGGACUCAGACCUGCUGCCUGACUGCGAUGACAAUUCACAAAAACCUUCUGGCAUUGGCGUUUGGUACGCAAUUGAUGGACAGGAUGACUCCCCUUCGUUAUACAUUGGAUCUGGGUUGAACGUUGCUGUUUACAAGGGUUCUUGCAGCAGGCUAAGCUGCGUACAUGUUGACGACUUCGACGAGUUUGAUCGUGAAGAAGGAGUGACAUUUUAUCUUCUGGUCUACGGCAACACUACAGCAACAGAAACCAGCUUUGAAUUGUCGAUCACGUGGGCACAGGCGGGUUUCUCUUUCCGGACACCAGAUAAUGCAUAUUGUGAAGCCGUGUCAAACAAUGAAACGUUCGCUCUUGAGCCGAACCAGGUUGGUUUCCAAGCCUGGACGCCAACAACACGUUUUGGGUUGGAUACUGCACCCAGCUGUGGUGACCAGGUGUGGCACACAUCAAGUGGUCUUUGGUAUUCGGCUGUUGGCACUGGAAGGGCCAUGACUGUGUCCACCUGCCCAAAUGUGACUGCUGAGACACCUGACUUUGGACGAGAUUUCUUGGAUACACAAAUCUCAGUGUAUACAGGAUCCUGUGAUAGCUUGGUUUGCGUUGAUGGCAAUGACCAAUUCUGUGGAGACCAAAGUGCAGUUUCGUGGUUUACAGAGGCAGGGGUCGAGUACCUCAUUCUUGUUCACGGUUAUGACAGCAGGGAAGGUUAUUUUGAAGUAUGGUAUGAUGAUGCUGUGCCCGAUCUGUCUCCCAGCUGUCAAGUGGCCAUCACAAUCUCAGCUGAUGGAACUUCAAAUUUAGGAAGUACAAUCUCCAACAAUGAUACACAAUCCAUUGCAUUUUGUGGGUUUGGUGGUGGUGGAGGAGAAGAAGGCAGUCCUGGCUCAUGGUAUCAAGCAGUUGGAACAGGCCAAACCUGGACUGCUUCAACCUGCUCCUCCAACACUGGCUUUUCAGCUCGGGUUUCUGUCUACGAAGGAGCUGCAGACUGCUCUUACAUUGCAUGUCUGCCGACUUCAGCUUCGGAGUCGUCGCCCUGUGGUGAUCAAAAUGCCGUGACAUGGAGAACUAUCCCAAACCAAACUUACUACUUUCUCAUUCAUGGUCAGGAUCCAUCAGCUUCUGGUGAUUUUGUCUUUACUCUGGAAGAAACAAGUUCAAACGAUAACUGCGAAGGUACUAUUGGUCCUUUGACUGUGGAUGAUGGAUUGACUACCUUUGGUUCAACAAGAAGUGCUACUUUUGACGAUUAUGUGCCCACCUGCGGAAGCGAAGGGCGGGGCACAACAGGUCGUGGCCUCUUUUACUCCUUGAUUGGCACCGGGGAGAAUAUCACUGCCUCCACCUGCUCGCCCUACACCAACUUUGACAUGAAGAUUGCAGUCUACUUUGGAAGUUGUAUUGAUCUACAAUGUGUUGCUGUCAAGCCAAGUGACUGUGAAGUGAACGAAGACGGUGCCACAUAUUUUGGAAUGUCUAUUACCUGGCCAUCACAACCAAAUGAUUUUUACUACUUGCUAGUGCAGGGCCAGGACGAGGAAACGGGAAACUUUGGCUUGGAAGUGUUUACGGCGGCUUUUGACUUGUCAGAAGGGUGA
Molecule: messenger RNA, 2685 nt
Organism: Seminavis robusta
Lineage: Eukaryota; Bacillariophyta; Bacillariophyceae; Naviculales; Naviculaceae
Source: the annotation of a GenBank genome assembly